AUGGCCCCUAAUCCAGAUGAUCCACCAUAUGUUGCUCAGAUUGUAGAAUCCAAGGCUAAAAAGGUGACAGUAAGAUGGUACUACAGACCCCAAGACACUGAUCUUUGGAAGAAAGACUGUCACGGUGACCUUUGGAAGAAAGACUGUCACGGGAAAAAAGAAUUGUUUCUAUCUAACCAUUUUGAUCCUCAAAGUCUAGAUUGUAUCCUAGGAAAGUGUACCGUGCACACUUUCCAUGAAUAUAUGGAGCUUGAAGGUCGGCGUUCUGAUUCCGAUUACUACAGUCGAUUUGAGUAUGAUAUUUAUAAGAAAAAAUUGAUUGAUGUCAAAGAUGCUGAUUGGCUGUGCAUUUGCGGGAAUCCUUACAAUCCGGAUCUGUAUGUCUAUUGUCAGAUAUGCAAAUCAAGGUUCCAUCCAUCUUGUACCAACACUGAUGCAAAGAGUUCAUGCAUUAUUUUUUGUGAUAACUGCAAGAACUCUCCUAGCCAGGAGCAAGCUGCGGACAAGCGCUUUGAAAGGUAUCUCAAGUUCCCGAGGAUGCACAAAGAUAUCAAAAAGGAGAAGGCCCUUAGAUAA
Daucus carota subsp. sativus is the source of this 576-nucleotide messenger RNA. RefSeq names its product chromatin remodeling protein SHL-like. The record is from RefSeq and is a predicted model, not a curated record. The transcript is spliced from 4 exons. Gene Ontology annotation, molecular function: chromatin binding. The coding region runs from base 1 to 576 and encodes 191 amino acids. NCBI's taxonomy places the organism in Eukaryota, Viridiplantae, Streptophyta, Magnoliopsida, Apiales, Apiaceae.